Messenger RNA from Strongylocentrotus purpuratus (purple sea urchin), 855 nucleotides. Its product is annotated as serine/threonine-protein kinase BCK1/SLK1/SSP31-like. The record is from RefSeq and is a predicted model, not a curated record. Gene Ontology annotation, biological process: autophagy; peptidyl-serine phosphorylation. NCBI's taxonomy places the organism in Eukaryota, Metazoa, Echinodermata, Echinoidea, Camarodonta, Strongylocentrotidae. The coding region runs from base 1 to 855 and encodes 284 amino acids. Gene Ontology annotation, molecular function: ATP binding; protein serine/threonine kinase activity. The transcript is spliced from 4 exons. Gene Ontology annotation, cellular component: cytoplasm.
AUGUCAAACAGUGACCUCGAUGCAGCAAAGGCUACCCCAAAGUCCAAAGGCAAGGCUAAAGCUGGCACCAUCGUGAGACGAAUGCGUGACCUUGUUCCAUUUCGUGAGUCGAAUGGUUCAAUCGAACUUGGAAGUGGAACUGCCGGGACCGUCUAUCUUUUCCGCCACGCCAAGACCAAUGAGCCAGUCGCCCUCAAGGUCAUCGCUCUUCCUCCUGGAGGCGUUGACGGAAAUAGGAAAUCCGCAAUCGAGAAGCUCCAGAAUGAAAUGAAAAUCAUCCAGAGGUUGGGAUGCAUGGAGUGGUUCCCGAGUUCUACGGAUGCUGCAAGAUGGCAAGGGCCCAAGCUGGACAAAGACGCCUGGAUGAAUGUCAUGUUGGAUAUAGCAGAUGGACUCACAGUGAUGCACAAGAAGGGCUUCUUGUGCAAUGAUCUCAAGGAGGACAAUGUGCUCCUGGUGAAGUCUGGAGGAGAGUGGCGAGCUAAGAUCAUUGAUUUCGGAUGCCACGCAAAGCGUGACUACAAGUAUAGUCAGGCAUACAACUACAUUGCUCCUGAGUGUGCUCUCAAAGGAAAGGGUUUCUCCGUAAGCAGUGAUGUUUAUUCCUUGGGAAGACUUGCAGCCUUCGUUGGCCAGGAGAUGCCUGGUCUGAAAGAACUUGGGGACUAUGGUUUCAACAUCUACUCCAGCCCCCGAGGGAAGAGGCCAUCACUUCAGGAGUUCAGCAAGGAGAUUAACUAUCUGAGAUCUCGUACCAAUGAGAGUGAUUCAGACGAAGACCUUAUGAAGCUAGAGGUCAUCAAGGAGCACACUCGAUUCCAGAUAUGGGCAUUGGCAGGACAGCGCGGUACCUGA